CCCAAAUCUCAAAGUUCAACUGUUCUGAAAGUGACCAGAUGCCUGCUGCUGCCCUGCUCACUGGAAGCAGUUGUCUGGGACUCUGAUAAUCAUGGCUCUCCUCAAGGUUUCCUUUCUCCAGAUGUCCAAGAGGUGCCUUCAACAGCAUGGAGGUGUCUGCUGGAAGCUUGGAUCUAAGCUCAGUGUUCAUACACCACCUAAAAUGCCUCCAUGUGACUUCACACCUGAAAGAUACGAGUCUCUGCCUUAUAAUCAGAUACUGGAGAUUCGGAAACAGAAUUUUUCACCCCAGAUGUCCACUUAUUUCCAGAAGCCCUUGUUACUUCAUCAAGGAUAUAUGCAAUGGUUAUUUGACUAUGAAGGAAAAAGAUAUUUAGAUCUUUUUUCAGGGAUCGUCACUGUUAGCGUUGGCCAUUGCCACCCAAGGGUGACUACAGCUGCACAAAAUCAGUUUGGGCGCCUGUGGCAUACAAGUCCUGUCUUCUUGCAUCCUGCAAUCCAUGAAUAUGCAGAGAAGCUGACAGCCCUUCUUCCUGAGCCACUUAAGGUUGUUUACUUUACAAACAGUGGCUCAGAAGCCAAUGAUUUGGCUAUGAUGAUGGCACGAAGCCAUUCUCAGAAUGUUGACAUCAUUUCUUUCAGGGGAGCUUAUCAUGGAGCCAGUCCUUCCACCCUGGGCUUGACAAGUGUAGGAGCAUUCAAGCCAAGAACUACCACUGGAUCAAAUUGCCAAACAACUAUGUGUCCAGAUGUUUUCCGUGGCCCCUGGGGAGGAAGCCAAUGUCGAGAUUCCCUGGUGCAAACAAUUAGGAAAUGCAGCUGCGCUCCAGGUUAGAUGGAUGAAGGUUCUCAGUUCAAACCUGGCUUCAGACACUGGACAAAUCCCCCAUUGCCCAGCCCUUACCACUCUUCUGCUUUGGAGCCAAUAUACAACAUUGAUUUUAAGACAGAAGAUAAGGGUGUUGUUGCUUUUUUUAACGAAUGUUAAAAGAACAGUAUUUCUCAAAAAAAAAAAAAGCCUGAUUUCUGAACUUGCUCUCACCAGGUACAGACAGGAUUUGGCAGACUGGGCACUCAUUUCUGGGGAUUCCAAAGUCACGGAGUCCUCCCUGAUAUUGUCACCAUGGCCAAGGGGAUAGCAAAUGGCUUCCCCAUGUCAGCAGUUGUAACCACACCAGAGAUUGCUAAAUCCUUAACUAAAUCCAUGAAUUUCUUCAACACAUUUUCUGGAAACCCAAUAGCUGGUGUGAUUGCAUCUGCUGUACUUGAUGCAAUUAAAGAAGAUGGUCUACAGGAAAACAGCCAAGAAACUGGUUCCUAUCUGCUUCUGAAGUUGGCCAAGCUACAGAAUGAAUUUGAAAUAAUUGGAGAUGUCCGUGGAAAGGGCCUCAUGAUAGGAGUAGAAAUGGUGCAAGAUCAGGAGAGCCGUCAACCUCUUCCUCUCAAAGAAAUGAAUCUAAUCCAUGAAGAAUGCAAAGACAUGGGUCUUCUCCUUGGCAGAGGUGGACUUUUUAGUCAGACAUUCCGAAUUGCACCCCCAAUGUGCAUCACAAAAGAGGAGGCUGAUUUUGCAGUGGAAGUAUUUCAUUCUGUAUUGAGAAGACAUAUGGAAAAAAGGGCUAAAGAGAAGUUUUAAAAAAAGACUUCAAAAAUCCUCAAGACCUUUCCACCAUGUUCAAGAACUAACUGGAGUUUCAUUAGGGUGCUUCAAUUCACAGGUCAUAUACAGAUCUGGAAAGGCUCAGAGCCCAAAGGGCUCUCAAAAGGCUGGAUUAAUAGGUUAAGCUGACAAGACAAUAUUUAAUAAGAAUAAAUGUGAAUUCUUUGCUUUGAA
Molecule: messenger RNA, 1834 nt
Organism: Monodelphis domestica (gray short-tailed opossum)
Lineage: Eukaryota; Metazoa; Chordata; Mammalia; Didelphimorphia; Didelphidae
Source: RefSeq, a predicted model, not a curated record